Molecule: messenger RNA, 849 nt
Organism: Anopheles aquasalis
Lineage: Eukaryota; Metazoa; Arthropoda; Insecta; Diptera; Culicidae
Product: chymotrypsin-like
Biological process (GO): proteolysis
Molecular function (GO): serine-type endopeptidase activity
Source: RefSeq, a predicted model, not a curated record
UGCAAGAUGAAAUCGGUCGUAGUUCUGGUGUUUCUGGUUGCUGUUGCUAGUGCAAAGUGGAUUGGCGAGUUGCCGACCAACAAUUAUACUUCCGAUGGACCAUCUCGGAGGAUCGUCAACGGCGAGGAGGCCACUCCCGGACAGUUCCCGUAUCAGGUCCUUAUGCUGACUGAGUUUCCCAACACUGCUAGUAAUAUUGUAAAUGGAGGAUCCGUCUUGACCGUCAACUACGUCCUGGCAGCGGCAAGCACGUUCUUCAAUGUAGGAUCCCAAGCCACCGGAGGAACCGCUGUGAUGGGUGCCAACAUUCUUGCCAAUCAAGAGCCUUCCCAGCAGCGUAUUCGUUACGAUGCUUCUGGAAUCAUUACUCAUCCGCAAUUCGUGACAAACAACAGGCGAAACAACGUUGGAGUUGCCCGGCUGAACUCACCGAUGACCUUUAACGAUCGUGUUCAACCUAUUCGACUUCCGGCACGAUCCGAUACUCGCCAGUUCGAAGGAUUCAUCGGAACCAUUGCCGGAUUUGGACGAUUCGUGGAUGAACCGGGUCCUUCCGAUGUUCUGAGGUACACUUCCAACCCGAUCAUGAUGAAUGCCUUUUGUAUGGCCAGAUUGGAUUAUGUAACUGUGCACCCUAACAACGUUUGCAUGAGUGGUGAUGGUGGUCGUUCGUCCUGCUCGAGUGACACUGGUGGUCCUCUAGUCAUCCAGGACGGAGGACCCCUACAGAUCGGAAUAUCAUCGGUUCAUGGAGAUCCAUGCUCUAUUGGCCUGCCAUCGGUGUACACGCGAGUAAUCCCGUUCCUGCCAUGGAUCGAGGCCAACACUGAUUACGUAGUCAUACCUUGA